Molecule: messenger RNA, 1485 nt
Organism: Kwoniella mangroviensis CBS 8507
Lineage: Eukaryota; Fungi; Basidiomycota; Tremellomycetes; Tremellales; Cryptococcaceae
Exons: 8
Coding region: 1-1485 (494 amino acids)
Molecular function (GO): chloride channel activity
Source: RefSeq, a predicted model, not a curated record
AUGUCACAUACACCUGUGGAUGAUCAUUUCAUCUCCAAUCCUGACCUCGAUCUCCUAGGUCAUCGACCUCACAAGUCAGCGAUAUUGUUAUUCCAGGCCUUGACUGCAACGGCAGUGUUUCGAGUAUGGCCUUCAUUGCUAUUUAUCGGUGGAUGGUCAGCAGCGAUCGUGGUGAUCAAUCAGCAGACUAAAGCAGAUAUGACCGUUCCAUCGACUCUGUUAACUGCUCUAGGUGUGUUGUUGGGUUUGACAUUAAGUUAUCGCACCUCCUCAGCCUACGGUCAAUAUGCAGAAGGGCGUAAACUAUGGACGCAAAUCAUUCAAGCCAAUAGGACAUGGGCUAGAAUCGUAUGGAUUCAUUGCCCAGAUGCCACUCGAGCCACCCCACCUGAAGAUCCUCCACUUCGAGCCGUCGAAGAGACUCGAGCGGUCAUUGAGAAAGCUACGUUGGUCAGGAUGGGUCUUGCAUUUGCAGUAGCUGUGAAGCAUUAUUUGAGGGGAGAAGAAGGAAUCCUCUACGAGGAUCUUUAUGACCUAGUCAAAUUCAUCCCUUCACUUCACUUACCAUCUGGUAUCCCCUCCUCUGAAGAUGCAAAUAUCGCAACGGGCAAAUUUCCAGGGAAACAUCAUCAUUCGUCAUCUAUCACAGUCAAUUCAGGUACAGAGCUCAAAACGUUGUCUUUCCCUUCACCUUCUGACUCCAGUCAAUCCGGUCCAAGGAUUAUUGCUAGACCUGCAUUACAUCCUGCAAGAGAUCCACCAAAAUUCAGAUUUUCUGAAACCUUUCCAUUCAAGUUCCUCGUGACUAGACGACAGAGAUACAAAGCCGCUGGCAGAGCGGCGAUGAGAGAAAGGAUGAAAACUGCUAAAUCAUCUGGAGGAGUUGGUCAGAAUGUUCCAUUGGAAAUCACAAUGUUCAUGUCUUCCUGGAUAGCCAAUUUACAAAAGAGAAAGACGAUUGAUGUUCCUACGACGAAUGCUUUGUUGGCUGCUCAGCUGUCUAUGGCUGAGGCGCUGAGUAACUUGGAGCGAAUUCUUACCACCCCUAUCCCAUGGUCAUACAACGCCCAUAUAUGGGAGGUCACUUGGAUAUACUGCUUAGUCCUGCCUUUUCAACUGUACGGUGCUGGAUUUGGCUGGAUUACUAUUCCAGCUGUAGUGAUUACAUCUUAUAUCGUGUUGGGUUUCGCUGAGAUAGGAUCGGAAAUCGAAAAUCCCUUCGGGUACGAUAAGAACGAUUUGAACUUGGACUUCUUCACGAAAAAUAUCAUCAGAGAGGAAUUAGCAGCAAUAACUGCCCGACCUUUCUCACUCCCUGACGAAUGGAUUUUUGUGAAAAAUAAUGAUACCCUCGGAAGAGUUGGGAUAGGAGCUGAUGAAUUGGCUGCGAAAGGUUUAGAAGAAGUCAGAAAUUCCUUGGCGGGGCUGAGUGGGGAGAAAAUACAGAAUGCAGGAUUGAGAGGAAGAGCUAGGAGUCCUGUUUAA